Molecule: messenger RNA, 4792 nt
Organism: Xyrauchen texanus (razorback sucker)
Lineage: Eukaryota; Metazoa; Chordata; Actinopteri; Cypriniformes; Catostomidae
Product: neuroligin-2-like
Exons: 9
Coding region: 882-3419 (845 amino acids)
Biological process (GO): neuron cell-cell adhesion; presynaptic membrane assembly; postsynaptic membrane assembly
Cellular component (GO): postsynaptic specialization membrane; cell surface; synapse
Molecular function (GO): signaling receptor activity; neurexin family protein binding
Source: RefSeq, a predicted model, not a curated record
AAGUGGUCGCAAGUGGACUUAAUCAUAAUAUUAACAGUAAUGAUAUUCAUUAUAUACCAGUGAGGGGAAACGAACAAAAAUCCCAAUCGCUUUUUUUUUCAUCCUCCGGUGAAAAGAAGAGGACUGUGAGUGAGAGAGACAGAGCGAACGAGAAGUCGUGCCACCGGAUGUUUUUUGUUAUUUUGUGUUUUUUGAUGCAGUCUGAGGGCACGGACUCUGAUAUGAGUCGCCAUGACGAUAGAGGACCUGUGUCUCGUGCGCUGAGUUAGCCGCUAAUGCGUUAUACGCAUUUGUUUCUGUUAUUGUUUUAUUUUAUCAUUUCCCUCUCGCCUUUUUAGCGAUAAAAUAUGUGGUAACCUCGCCGUCGGGAGCGACAGGGGUGUUGUCAGGGAAAAUAAGAAAGAAAAGGGAGUAGGAGGGGGGUUAAGGUGUUUAUUCCCCCUUUAUUUCCUUCUUCUGUCCUUUAUGUUCUUAUUUUUUUUUAUUUUUUAUUAUUAUUGUUGUUUUGGGCAACGGACUGACGCGAGGAAGGCGCGAGAGCCUGCGACACAUUCAUGACGAAUUACAUCUGAACAAAUGCUGAUGGCAUAAACUCCGGUUUUGGCACUGAAGUCUGAAUAAUCACCGGGAAAGAAGCGGAGACACCUCGCAUCGACUUUGAAUUGUGGGAACUAAUGAGCAGAUCGCAAUAGAACGCAUGUUACCGUAACAUCAGCAUGAAGGUCCUCAACAUUCAGUGAGGACCAACACGCCAUCUCCUCUGCAGAUCCCUCACAUUUCCUUACUAUACUCCAACUUCUGUGUGGCCUAGACACUCUUUCCCCCUCGUCUGUUUCAUAUCUGUCACUCAUUGCUGGGGCAGCAUUUACCGCAUCCGAAGCAUGUCAUCGGUGGGUGUGGCACGAUCAAGGCGGGAUUUGGCCCCUUCCUGCCCACGCCGCAUAUCUGACACUUGCCUUGUGUGGCUGCUGGGCUUGGCGCUGCGUUUGGCGCUCUCAUCAUGCCAGCGGGCAGACCUCAUCGCUGCAAAGCACCCAAUGGUCACCACAGGCUACGGUAAGCUCCGGGGCGUUCGCAAAGAGCUGAACAAUGAGAUUUUGGGCCCAGUGGAGCAGUACUUGGGCGUCCCUUACGCCACUCCGCCAGUGGGCGAAAGGCGAUUCCAGCCCCCGGAGGCACCAGGCUCCUGGCAGGAGAUCCGUAAUGCUACCCAGUUUGCACCCGUUUGCCCCCAAAACAUCCAAGGUGUGCUGCCAGAGAUCAUGCUCCCUGUAUGGUUCACUGACAACCUGGAUGCAGCUGCAGCAUAUGUACAAAACCAGAGUGAAGACUGCCUUUACCUCAACGUCUAUGUUCCCACAGAGGAUGGUCCACUCACAAAAAAACACGAUGAGUCUUCAAUGAACAGGCCGAGGGACGAAGAUAUUAGAGAUCGUCGGAAGAAGCCUGUGAUGUUGUUUAUCCAUGGUGGCUCGUUCAUGGAGGGAACUGGAAAUAUGUUUGAUGCGAGCGUUCUUGCUGCUUAUGGAAACGUGAUUGUCGUCACGAUGAACUACAGAUUAGGCGUUCUGGGUUUUCUGAGCACUGGAGAUCAGUCUGCAAAGGGGAAUUAUGGGCUAUUGGACCAGAUUCAGGCUCUGCGCUGGCUCAAUGAGAAUAUUGGCCACUUUGGGGGAGACCCAGAGAGAAUCACAAUAUUUGGCUCUGGGGCAGGAGCCUCAUGUGUCAACCUUCUCAUCCUGUCCCAUCACUCUGAAGGUCUGUUCCAGAGGGCCAUUGCUCAGAGUGGCUCGGCUAUAUCCAGCUGGUCAGUGAACUACCGGCCACUCAUGUACACCAAGAUCCUAGCCAAGAAGGUUGGCUGCAGCAAAAGCGACACUGCUGAUCUGGUGGAAUGUCUGCGAAGGAAGAGAUUCAGGGAGCUUGUAGAUCAAGACAUCCAACCUGCCCGCUACCACAUCGCAUUUGGACCAGUGGUGGAUGGAGAUGUGGUACCCGAUGACCCUGAAAUCCUCAUGCAGCAGGGGGAGUUUCUGAACUAUGACAUCCUGUUGGGGGUAAACCAGGGUGAAGGGCUGAAAUUUGUGGAUGACAGUGAGGGUGAAGAUGGAAUUUCUGCUGCUUCUUUCGAUUACACCAUAUCUAACUUUGUAGAUAACCUAUAUGGAUACACAGAUGGUAAAGAUAUACUUCGGGAAACUAUAAAGUUCAUGUACACCGAUUGGGCUGACCGUGACAAUGGUGACAUGCGGCGUAAAACUCUACUUGCACUUUUCACUGAUCACCAGUGGGUGGCACCAGCAGUGGCCACAGCGAAGCUGCAUGCUGAGUUCCAGUCACCGGUUUAUUUUUACACCUUCCACCACCACUGCCAGACAGAGGCACGGCCCGAGUGGGCAGACGCAGCACAUGGUGAUGAGAUCCCAUAUGUAUUUGGUGUUCCCAUGGUGGGUGCCACAGAUCUAUUUCCCUGCAACUUUUCCAAGAACGAUGUCAUGCUCAGUGCUGUGGUGAUGACCUAUUGGACCAACUUCGCCAAGACUGGUGAUCCGAACAUUCCCGUGCCGCAAGAUACCAAGUUCAUCCACACUAAGCCCAAUCGCUUCGAAGAAGUGAUCUGGACCAAGUUCAGCUCUAAAGACAAGCAGUACCUGCACAUUGGGCUGAAGCCUCGCAUCCGUGACAAUUACCGUGCCAACAAGGUGGCCUUCUGGCUGGAACUGGUUCCACAUCUCCACACCCUGCACAAGGUUUCCAUAACCACACGACUACCCCUCGGUCCCCCAGGUACACGCUCCACACGCCACCCUACGGUUUCUACCUAUCCACCCGAACCUGACCCUGAUGGUUCUGAAAGGCCUCGCUUCUCCCCCUUCCCAAGUGAGACGCGGGACUAUUCGACGGAGCUGAGUGCAACGGUUGCAAUUGGGGCAUCGCUUCUUUUCCUCAACGUGCUGGCUUUUGCCGCGCUGUACUACAAACGCGACAAACGGCAUGAGCUGCUACAACGCCGUCACCGCCGCCUCUCGCCCCAACGUGGGGUAGGGCAAGGUGUGGGAAUUGUGGGAGCCCCUCCCCAUAAUGACCUGGCAUUGAGCCAGGAGGAAGAGCUAAUGUCCUUGCAGAUGAAGCAGCAGAGGGUGGAGCUUGACCAUGGCACUCCCCUUCCCUCACGUAGUCUCCAUGGCGACCUGGAGCCCCUGAGACCACCCGUAUGCCCGCCAGACUAUACUCUGGCACUGCGGCGGGCUCCCGAGGAUGUACCACUUAUGACAGCUAACACACUGUCCAUGAUCCCUAGCACCAUCACUGGCAUGCAGCCCUUUCAUGCCUUCAACACAUACCCCCCUGUGCCUGCACCAAGUGAUGGGCACAGCAACAACGCCCUGCCCCACCAGCACUCCACCACGCGGGUAUAGUAGCCACUCAGAAGGGACCAGACACCCCACAACCGUAGGAACACAGACCUACUGUGCAAAGAGUGGUGUUCUACAUAGAUACUGUCCAACACGCCACUCCUGUCCUUUUUAACUCCUCUCCCAGCACACUAUCUUUCUAUCUCUUUCUUUUUUCUUCUUCUUCUUCUUUUUUCCUCUUAUUCUUGGAUUGAGUAAUGGAGACGGCUUUGGGCUGAGACACUUCUGCCAGUCUUAAUUUUCCCCACUCAAUACAGCAGCUAUCCCAACACUGAGCUCCCCUCUGAUUUUGUCUAAUUUCCCAUUUCUUUAUUUAUCUGUUCUUUUCCCCAACACACUUCUGCUCUGCUGUAGCUGUUUGUAGUCCCCAAAAAAGAACAGUUUUUCCUACUUUGGACUGUUUUAUAAAUCAAGAAAUCAUAUGUGUAAAAUAUGUAUUAUUGACAACCUUAUAAGGCUAUGAAUGAAAAAAAGAGAUUCUACUAUAAAAUUUUUACCAGCAUUCUUGUGCCAAGUACUGUGAUCAUCGUUCAAUCAGACGCAGUCUCGUGGAUGGACAUGGAGAGAAUCGCCUGAACUGGAUCUAUUCGCGCAAUUUGCAGAAUUGAGGAAAAAUUGCCAAUUAUUUUUUCUUUUCUUUUUUCUCUCUUAAGUUAUUUUUUUGCUUUUUGUUUUGCACUGUCACUGUUAUUUGCCUAAGGGGAGAAAUGACAAACACUACAAAUAUCUAUAUAAAAAGUAAAGAUUUCGAAUUAUUUAAUUUAUAUCUUUAUUGCAUUUUUGGAAAUUUGCAUGAUUUAUUUUUUAAGAGGAAAAUGGACAUCAGAACAGCAUUUAUUCCACAUUCAAGAUUCAAGACUCUUCUUUCUUCGUCUUUUUAUUAUUGUUGUCUUUUUCUGGAACAGUCUUAUAUCCCUUUCUGUCUCUCUCUUUCUCUCCCUGUCUCUAAUUUUCUUUUAACAUCAGCUAUAUUUUAUGCUCUUCAUUUGGAGAUUCUUUUCCCUCUGUAGAUACAUGGUCAUAUCAGGAAAUGAAAACUGAUUCUUGACGAUAAUAAAGAGGAAAAAUAGUUCCCUUCUUCUUUUCAUUUAUAAUUAUGGAAGUCCUAAAACAAACCUCAUCUUCUGGAGAAGGACUGAUUUGAUCCAAUCCCCUUGUUUUCUUUUUGAUCCCUAUAUUUCUCUCUGCUCGUAUAUUCCUCUGUAGCAAGCUGCACAUCAUGUCACAUUGAGUUAAGGAACAGUCACUGUGCUGGACUCUAUCUCCACAAAGACUCGGAUUCUGCUGAGCUGGACAUCUAGAGCGACGGGAUCAACACCUGCACUUGUCUCCGCACAGCUGGAUUCUCUCCAUCUCACUCAUUUAUCCAGAGCCCA